Messenger RNA from Vespa velutina, 5213 nucleotides. RefSeq names its product zinc finger protein 395-like (gene Glut4EF). Gene Ontology annotation, molecular function: RNA polymerase II cis-regulatory region sequence-specific DNA binding; DNA-binding transcription factor activity. NCBI's taxonomy places the organism in Eukaryota, Metazoa, Arthropoda, Insecta, Hymenoptera, Vespidae. The record is from RefSeq and is a predicted model, not a curated record. The transcript is spliced from 10 exons. The coding region runs from base 1682 to 3544 and encodes 620 amino acids. Gene Ontology annotation, biological process: regulation of transcription by RNA polymerase II. Gene Ontology annotation, cellular component: nucleus.
AUCUAUCAGCUGUUUUUCCUAAGGGAGAGAGGGAAGGGGUUAGGAAGGCGGGUGGCCGGCCGGCCGGCGCAGUGAAAGCCGCACGGUUCCGUCCGUCCUCAGUCCUUCCCGGCCGCUCAGCUGUGCGUCACAUGUCAGACGACACCGCGCGAAUUUACCAUCGUAUCGUGAUAAUACCGCGAUCAUCGUCGGCGUCGUAUUCAGUGUCGUCGUUUCUCUUGCGUCAUUACAAUAAGUAGUCAGGAAGCGCGUACUUUGGACACGAGCACGAAGUUUUAGUGGCGAGUCGCUUCCACGUAUUAUGCCGUCGUUGGUUAGGCGCAACGAGCGAAAGUACAUAGACGCGAAAUCGAUCGCGUGGUGCCGGGAACAUGAGGACGGCGUGACGAGGAACAUUGACAGCGAAAGCACCAACAGCAUCAGCAGCACCAACAUUAGCAGCAUUAUCACUCGUAUCAGCCACAGCAACAACAACAAUAACAACAAGAACAAUAAUAACAGCAGGAGCAAGAGCAUUAGCGAAAGCAAAAGCAACAUCGGCAGUAAUAAUAAUUAUAACAGCAAGAAUAACAAUAAUAAUAAUAAUAAUAAUAAAAAUAUUAAUUGGACGGACGACGACGGUAUAUCCCAUAACGUCGUCGUCGUUUACGUUGUCUUCGUCAUCGAAGAAAAAAAUUAUUACGCCCGUCGUCGUGGCACCGUUUAAAGGGCCGCGUGUGCGCGCGCGCACGCACGCACGCACGCACGCACGACGCACGACGCACGACGCUCGCGCCCGCGCCGAACGCCGGAGAACGCGUCCUCGAUCCUCGAGUAUUUCCUCCUUCAUCUCUUCUUCUUCGUCUACUUCUUCUUCUUCUUCUUCUCCUUCUUUUUCUUCUUCUACUACUACUACUACUACUACUACUACUGUAUUGUCUAUUGGCAUUGGUACGCGUUUCCUCGUCUAAUCAACGUAUUUUCAUUAAACGUAAUCGAUCGAUCUUGAAUCGAUCGAGAAUCGAUCGUUUAUUUAACAUUAUGCCGAUCGUGUGUUCGUAACGCGAUCGUUUAAACAAUUUUUUUGAAAUACGUUCGUGGAAAAAAGAAACUUGUUUAGUUCGACGAGUGAAAGAAAGAGAAGAGAUAACGAAGAGAAGCGUGUAAGAACGAAACAGAGAGAGAGAGAGAGAGAGAGAGAGGCAGAGACAGAGACAGAGACAGAGAGUGAGAUACAAUAAAAGAAGUGCAAGGUCUCGGUGAAGUAGGAAGAGAAGAACGGAACGAAGCGCGCAGUGGUGGUGUUCGUGAGUCGGGGGGGGCAGUGGUGGGAAGGGGGAGAAGUAGGGAGGUGGUGGUGCGUCAAACGGAAGGCGGAAGGGUGGCCGAGGUUCGCGCGAAGACUCGAAUAAGUUGAGCGCAUUGAGUCGAACGUGAAAGAGAGAUAGAGAUAGAUAGAGGACAUAGAGAUAGAUAGAGACAGACGGACAGACAGAGACAGGGAGAGAAAGAAACAGGUAGUGCGUAUUGUGAGUGUGAUAUCAUAAGAGAAAGAUAUAAUAUACAUAUAUAUCUAUAGUAAGAGAAUUAAGAAAGGAAAAUAAUAAAAAGGAAGAAAAGAAAGGAAUAAAAAACAAAUCAAGUUUUGUUCGUUCCCGUGUCGUCCGGCAGAGUGGAGAGAAAAAAGCUUCGAGCACGAAUAAUGUCGACGGGCAAGAGACUGGCGAAGCGCAGUAUAAUAGGUACGAGGGUGUGCGCGCCCGGCGAGGACGGUAAAUAUUAUAGCGGUGUAAUACACGCCGUAAAGACGCCGGCGUCGUCGGCGUCCGAGUCUGGCUUGAGUAUAACACCUAAGACACGGUACUCCGUAAGAUUUGACACGGUGCCCGGUGGCAGACCACCGAGUCCAAGUACCGAAUAUUCCGACCGUGACCUCAUAGGACCCGGAUUUGGUUCCGUCACAGGCGCACGCCUCGUACCAGGUCAGAAGGUUUACCUAACCUACAACGGUAGGGAGAUACAAGCGGAGGUCACUCAGCAUCGUGAACAUCUUGACGAAGUUGACGUCGUCAUUGCACCGAACGGACAGGAGGGUACGAUGAGCCUGACAAAACGCAUAGAAGAAGUCAGAUUACUUGAGUCACGCAAGAGUGCUCGGUUAGCUGAUCAGGACACUGAUUUUGCUAGGCUCGCAGAUAUGGCCGGCGAUCGAAAACGUGCCUCGUCUCACUCCAUCGACGUACCGCACGUGAUCGGUUACUGUCAAGCUUCUUCUUCUUCUUCUUCUUCUUCUUCUCGCUUCUUCUUCUUCUCCUCCUCCUCUCUACAAAAUGAUAUAAAAUCCAAACGAACGUCUAGAAAACGGCGGCCAAGUUCGAGCAAUGAUUCCGAGCGAUCUUACAGUGGAUGGAGCGAAAGGAUACCUCACGGCUGCGGUCGUGAGGGUUGUCGCACCAACGAACGCGGUGAUUGCAUGGACGAAUGCACCGCCGCAUUGGUUCUCAUGUCGCUUUCAUGCUCGCCCCAUAGUCCUCACAACCCCCUGCCACUUCACUGCCAACACAAUUACGGUUCCUGGGGUAGUCGAGGAGGAGGCGGGGGUGGUGUAGUAGUAGGUUCACCAGGAGUCGGUGGUACCUCAAAUAGUAGUAGCAGCAGCAGUGGUGCUUCCUGGCGAAGUGGCACCCCUAGUCCACCCCUAAGCGACGAGGGUGCACCAACGACUGGUUCGUUGUGGCCAACACCGGCUCACGUUUCGCACAUCAAUCAAGCUCAUUAUCCUUGCAACCUUUCGGGUUCAUCAUCAAGCAGUACACCAGGUUCGACGAUCACUAUGGACGAGGGUAUAGUGCCGGAUUAUCUUGAAGAACAGCAUCCACGUAAAAAGAAGAUCCGAGCGAAAGCCGACCGAGAUCCGAUCGAAAGUGAACCAGGUUCCUGUGCGACCUUCGAGAGUGAACAGGCGAACGCCGCAGUAGUCUUCAAAUGUACAUGGAAGGGUUGUCUCGAAAUCAAGGCUACAGUACCUCUGAUCGAGGAACACGUGCGUCAGACUCAUCUUGGUCCAAAGAAAUCGAAAGUCUAUGAGAACGAGGACGAUGACGAUAUAUCGGAUCACGAGGAGGAAUUUUAUUAUCAGGAAGUUGCAGUGGAUCAUAUGAGUUCGCCGCCUACAAUGUCCCACCGAGACAUGGCCAGGCCACCUCACGAAGAUCCGGAAUAUCAGAAACAGCUUCGCUUAGAGGCAGUGCCGGUUAAUACGGGCAAUACGGAAAGCAACAGUGCAACGGCGAUGCCGUGCGUGAAGGAACGAAACAAUGCAUUCACGAUCCUACAGUCGCCUGGAACGCCGAUCAAGCACAUAAAGUUGUCACCACGUCCGUUCCAAGCCUAUCAUCAACAGAGUAUGGGUCUUUUGACGGUGUCCACGGGAAAGAUACCAUCCUCGCCGCGUAGGAUUCGCGGUGAAACAAAAAAAUGUCGCAAGGUAUACGGAAUGGAGCACCGUGAUCUUUGGUGCACCCAAUGCAAAUGGAAGAAGGCAUGUAGUCGUUUCGGCGACUAGGCCAAAAAGCCGCCCCGUUCUAACGUCCGCGGGCGGAGAUCAUCGCCGAGCCGACCCCAGAAUAUUAUUAAUACGAUGCCAGUGCCAGCAAGACGUCGAUUGUCCUCGUCGUAUCAUCGUCGACCAGAACAAGUAACUCCGCCGCCAUCAUUACUGUCAUCGGUAUUAUCAUCAACGACAUCGCCAUCGACACUACCAACGACUGCCAACGAUGAUAAUCGAAUCGAGAGAAACGAGCGUCGAAGAGAAACGAGAUCCUCGUUAUAUCGGCACGAUCACUAAAGAACGCGGUUCUUUAGCGAAGAUAUAUAUAUAUAUAUAUAUAUAUACACAUACAUAUAUAUAUAAAGAUAUAUAUAUAUAUAUAUAUAUAUAUACCCUCUUUAUCGUCCACCAUCUUUUAAACGAUGGCUAAAGCGUGUAUAACCACCUCGACGGAUUCCUUCCGAACGAUCGUCCAUCCGUAAGACGCGUUCUUUCUUUUUCUUCUUCUUCUUCUUCUUCAUCUUCUUAUUUUUAUUCUUAUUCUUAUUCUUAUUCUUAUUCUUAUUCUUAUUCUUCUUUGAUCGUCUUGUCCUUGUCCACUUUUUGAUCUCCUUCGUCUUGUUAAUUCUCCUAUUACUCUCCUUUCUCUUUUCUCCAUUCUAUCUCUUCUUCUUAUUCUUCCUAAAGUAAUUUCUUUUUUUCUCGAUGACGAGAGUUUCUCGACGGCCAGAAAUCUCUUCCAAAAGAGAAACGUCUAUCCCAUGACGGAUGGCGGACGGGGUUAUAUAAAGGGCCGAUCUUCGUGCGUUCUCGCGAGCUCCUCGUUUCGGGCACAUAGCACAACACACAUAUGGCGAACUAUAAAAGUGAGGAGGAGGAGGAGUUGGAGGGGGGGGGGUGGAAAGGGAGAUUAUAAGAGACAGAAAUGUAGGAGUGAGACACAGGGGUGCCUUCGCCUUAACGAAGGAAUCUUAAUUAAUUAAUUAAUAGAUAGGGAAUAAUUGGUGCGAGCGAGCGUCCGCGCGCGCGCGAGAGGCAUAUAAACGACCGAUACGCGCUCUCCGCAAUUAUACAUUAUGUGUGUAUAUAUGGAUGUAUGUAUGUAUACAUGAAUGUAUGUAUGUAUGUAUGUAUGUAUGUAUGUAUGUAUGUAUGUAUGUAAGUCUCGUUGUGUAUUUCUGUUAAGCUAGACGGAGAGCGCGUUAAUGCGGCCUCGAUCAUAUGCGUUCGCUGUUCAAUAGGUAACAACUGAUUUAUUCGAUUCGGCAAGCAAGCGUUCGCCGAAAUCGAAUAAUCUUCGUCGAUCGUCGAUCGUCAAUCGUAAAAAGCGAAUGAUCUUUAAGCCAAUCGAAUAUACCCAAGCGUUAAAAAAAAAAUAAAAAGAAAUUUCUUUUCCAUUGUAGACUUCUCGAGGUAUACACGCACGUAUUAUAUAUAUAUAUAUAUAUAUAUAUAUAUAUCACAGAACAGAGAUCUCUACCUUACCGACGACUUCGUCGUCGACGUAAAAUCACCGUUUUCACUUUAUAAUAAUAUCUCUUUGGAAUAUCGAUCCUACUUGAAAUCGCGUUAGAUAAGCUCCAAUCGACGAAAAAAAAAAAGAAGAUAUCGAAAUAAUGUUCUGUUCUUUGACGAAUAAUGCGUGUCUAUAUAUAUAUAUAUAUAUAUAUAUAUAUAUAUAUAU